GAGUACCCACCUCCUUGCCGAAACAGAGAGUGCAGAAGCAGCAAGGGUCCAGUCCAGCUACUACAUCUGUGGACGUUUCAACGAGAGACUGCUGUAUCACAUGAAAGGCUUAACAUUUACCUAGCCAGAUGUGUAACACAACAUAUCGUUUGUUCAUAUUGUGAGCGUUUUCCAUCGGAAAUAAUUCUGUUGUUUGGAUGCCGGGAAGCUCAUUGGGUAAAUACGACGCACGCCAUUUGUCUUGUCGUGACCGAAUAGCAUUGUGUGAAUGCUAUGCCGGCGUACACUAUUUGCAUUUUGGGGUUCAUGUAAGUCAUUUCCCUCCACGAUGCAAAUUAAUUGUGUAGCUGUCCUUACCGUUUUCACGUAGCACCGUGUGCGUUCAAUUUAAGGCUCCUAUGAUGAUAAAGGCGUUUAUUAAACAUGUCCGUCGGUUCCCUUGGGUCACCAAUGUGACAUUGUACGGUUGCCUUUUCGCUGGAGGGGACUUUGUUCACCAGUGGUUUUCGCAGCGGGACAAAAUGGAUUGGAGCCAUACACGGAAUGUCGCCGUUGUCGCGUUCAGUUUCCAUGGCAACUUCAAUUUCUUCUGGAUGCGCUUUCUGGAGCGCAAAUUCCCGGGCUAUUCUGCCGGGAUGGUGAUGAAGAAGCUUUUCUUGGAUCAGACCACGGCUGCGCCCUUGGCCACCAGCGCAUUCUACACAGGUGUCAGUUUCUUAGAGGGCAAGGAGGAUGUCAUGGAAGACUGGAGGGACAAAUUCCUGAACACUUACAAAACUGGGUUAAUGUUCUGGCCCUUCAUGCAGUUUCUGAAUUUCGCCUUGGUGCCUCCGUACGUGCGAACAACCUUCAGUGGCUGCUGUGCCUUCAUUUGGGCCACUUUCUUGUGUUUUUCGCGUCAGAGUGGCGACGGCACCGCCGGUGCUGCCCUCGAGUGGAUGUUCCCCUCCAAAGGGGACGGAGCAGAGCAGGCAGACAAGAUGAAAAGAAAGGUACUUGCUUCGAAAGAGGCAGUCCUAAAUCCUUCACCCAAACAGAAGUGAAAAAAAAGAAAACGACGGAAAAUACAUUGGGAGUCAGGGUAGAAAGCAGCUCAUGAAUUACUCAGGGGGUCAACGUUGGCCUUAAGUUGCCACGGUCGUUCAGAUUUCGAAGCCACACUCUCGGCCGCAACAUAAGGUACACAUGGUCAGCUAGAAAUAAUUAAACAUAUGCCAGUAUCAAUACAAAAUUAAUCCAUCUAUUUUCAACACAACUUAUCCUACAAUAAUCUUUAAAAACAUCAUCAGUCUUGUUACAACUUCUGUAUUGUAUCUCAUUGUGGCGGUGUACCUAAUGCUGUGGCCAGCGAGUUUAUGGUCAGAAACUGCUCCACAAUACGACAGGAGAUUGUCUUCCAGAAACAGGGUGAACAAGCAACAUGUUUUAACUGUCAUCAUGUCUGCGAGGCUUCUCACUCUCACUCACAUUUGCUCUCCAAAAAGGCUCGAAUCACAGGUCAUAGGUCAUCUUGGUGGCUGAUACUUGAAAACUGUCCACAAUCUGCUUGCUCUAUUGUGACCAGAGCAUAUCAUCAUAUUCAAGAAUGAAACAACUAAUAGCAAAAAUAUGUAGUCAUGGGACCUUCAAAUAACUGCCACAAAGUUUUUUUAAACGGUACACUGGCUUGUUAAAAAGAAAAAUAGCAUCUCCCCUAUCGCCAUGGUGACCCCUGAUCACCUACUUGUUGUGCAGGGCUCAUGCAAAGUUGCUCCACAUCAAAACAACCAGACAUUAUUUAUUGCAAGCAUUAACGUUUACCACAUACAUUUAGAAACUCCUUUUACUUCUGAUCUUUGAAGUUCAGGUAA
Hippocampus comes (tiger tail seahorse) is the source of this 1850-nucleotide messenger RNA. Its product is annotated as mpv17-like protein. Gene Ontology annotation, biological process: mitochondrial ribosome assembly. Lineage: Eukaryota; Metazoa; Chordata; Actinopteri; Syngnathiformes; Syngnathidae. The record is from RefSeq and is a predicted model, not a curated record. The transcript is spliced from 4 exons. Gene Ontology annotation, cellular component: mitochondrion; membrane; cytoplasm. Bases 399 to 1043 code for a protein of 214 amino acids.